AGAGUGUUCGUUAUUAAAAACAUUAAUUGCAGAAUAAAUUGAAUUAAUUUUCGAUUACCAAUUAAAGACAAAAUGUUGUGUCAUAACAUGUCGUCUUUAACAAUGAAACUCAAAGCUAAAAAAUGUUGUUUUCAAAGACGCAAUCGUCAAUUUACCAACAUUCUAAUGCUGUCAAUCAUAUGGACAAUGUUGUUUACAGAAACUAUGGCAAGACCAAAUUUAGAAACACUUUUAUCCAACAAACCCACAAACGAUGUUGUACAAGAGGAGCAACAACAGGAGGAUUUAUUUCUAAAUGAAAUAAUGACAAACACAAAUGGCGAAAAAUUAUUUAAUAAAUUGAAAAGAUAUCAUCACAAUCAACCCAAUUAUUUAAACAAAUGGCCGGGACUACGUGAUUUGGUUUUAACUUUAGACUACAAUGAGAACAAUGGUCUCGAGGAGAGUAAUGAAUUUUUUAAUACGAAAUUUUUUGAACGUUUAAGGCAAUUGGCUUCCUCUAAUUCGGAAUCAUAUGAUGAAGAUAUACGUGAGGAGAAUACAAAUCUAAUGCCUUUAAAGGGUUUAAAGACUUCAGCCUCAAUGUCUGCAAAUCAAUUGACGUUUAAAGAUCAUAAUAUUAAGAAGAAUGUGCAGUUUCGUAAACAUUACAUGUCACCCUGUCAUUUCAAAAUCUGCAAUAUG
Messenger RNA from Lucilia sericata (common green bottle fly), 684 nucleotides. RefSeq lists its product as uncharacterized. Lineage: Eukaryota; Metazoa; Arthropoda; Insecta; Diptera; Calliphoridae. The transcript is spliced from 5 exons. The annotation marks the transcript as partial. The record is from RefSeq and is a predicted model, not a curated record.